UCGCGGGCGAAGCCACACGGUCUCCUAUCCCAAUUUCGUCGUACCGCCCGGUACCGUACCAUGGACGGAACGUGGUGGACAAGCGGUCUUCCUGCCGGCCGACGCGUCGGGGUCGGGUUCCAACCAGCCCAAACCACCCCCGCCGCCGGCCGUUUGCCCCCCCGCACUCCACCACCUGACCUGCGCCGGCCCAUCCUCCCGGCCUGGCCCAAGCCAACGCGCCCCGCGCUGCCCCUGCCGUGCCGAGUCCCAGCCGGAUCCCCCUCAAAGCACGACAACCCCACGCCGCCGGCACCGCCGCACCACCGAAACCAACCCUACCCAAACCAAAUCGGAUCCGAUCCCCUUCCCCUCCCCUCGCCCAAUUCGCUCCGAUCCGCCGCGACCGCGCGAUGGACGACGACGACGACGUGUCGCACUCCCUCUCCCCGUCGCCGCCCUCCUCCUCCGCGCUCCCCGUGGACGGCCCCGUCACCGUCGCCGCUGCGCCGCCGGGCUCCGCCAUGGCGGUCGCGCUCCCGAUCCAUAGGACCGCGGCGUCCCUGUACGCCAGCGCCACCGGCGGCGGCGGCGGCGGCGGGAGCGGAGGCGGGGGCGGGGGCGGCGGGAGGGAGGACGCCUGGAGCGACGGCGCCACCUCCGCGCUCAUCGACGCCUGGGGCGAGCGCUUCGUCGCGCUCGGCCGCGGCAGCCUCCGCCACCCGCAGUGGCAGGAGGUCGCCGACGCCGUCUCCUCCCGUGACGGCUACUCCAAGGCGCCCAAGUCCGAUGUCCAGUGCAAGAACCGCAUCGACACGCUCAAGAAGAAGUACAAGGUCGAGAGGGCCAAGCCAGUCUCCGGCUGGCAGUUCUUCGACCGCCUCGAUUUCCUCCUCGCGCCCACCUACGGCAACAAGCCCGGCUCCGGCGGCAACGGCGGCGGCGGAGGGCACAACUCCAACAGCCGCAGCCAGAUGCCUGGGGCGCUGCGGGUGGGCUUCCCGCAGCGCAGCCGCACGCCGCUGAUGCCCGCGGCAGGCUCCGCGGCCAAGCGGAGGGCGCCUUCGCCGGAGCCGUCGGUGUCCUCCGAGUCCUCCGACGGCUUCCCGCCGGUGCCGGCCCUUCCGGCAGUGAACGGGAAGAGGAAGAGGACGGACGAAGGGCGCGCCGACGACGGUGGCAGCAGCGGCGAUGACCGCGCGCAGGGGCUUCGGGAGCUGGCGCAGGCGAUACGGCGCUUCGGCGAGGCGUACGAGCGCGUGGAGGCUGCCAAGCUGGAGCAGGCCGCCGAGAUGGAGCGUCGGCGCAUGGACUUCACGCAGGAGCUGGAGUCGCAGCGCGUGCAGUUCUUCCUCAACACGCAGAUGGAGCUCACGCAGGCGAAGAACCACGCGUCUCCUGCCACGGCCGCCGUCCCUGCCGGUGGCUCGUCUAGGAGGAUGUCAGUGGUUACCGACGCCGGUGGCAGCAGUAAUCACCAUAGCCGUUACCGGAUCAGCCAUGGUGACAGGCACCGUCAUGCUCCGCGCCCACAUUACCAGCAGUACCAUGACAACAACAAUCACGCGGUGGCAGCGGCUGCAAGUGAGGGUGAGCAGUCUGAUGACGAGGAGGAUGAUUAUGAAGAAGAGAGCCAGUAACUGUAUCGGCGAUUCGCCAUAAUUUAUAUAGGUAUCGUCAUAGAAUUAUUAUUGCAUUGCUCCGAUUUAACUUUUGUAUUUGAUCCAAAGAGGAGAUAAUGACUUGUUAUGGGAGUAGUGGAAAUUGGUCAUCUUAGUAAAAGUACUAGCAUUAGCAUUAGAUAGCCCCUUGCUGUACCAUGAUGUUAGUUAAAUUCGUUGCUUGCUUCUCAACAUUGCGUUAAUAACAUCUGAUGUGAUCUCAUUCGUGUCAACAAUUGGCAAAGUUACUGCUGAAUGGCAAUGUGGCAUGCUGGGAGUUGUAUCA
Sorghum bicolor (sorghum) is the source of this 1926-nucleotide messenger RNA. RefSeq names its product trihelix transcription factor ASIL2. The transcript has a single exon. The coding region runs from base 393 to 1619 and encodes 408 amino acids. Gene Ontology annotation, cellular component: nucleus. NCBI's taxonomy places the organism in Eukaryota, Viridiplantae, Streptophyta, Magnoliopsida, Poales, Poaceae. Gene Ontology annotation, molecular function: transcription cis-regulatory region binding. The record is from RefSeq and is a predicted model, not a curated record.